Molecule: messenger RNA, 3034 nt
Organism: Hylaeus anthracinus
Lineage: Eukaryota; Metazoa; Arthropoda; Insecta; Hymenoptera; Colletidae
Gene: eya
Product: eyes absent homolog 4
Exons: 11
Coding region: 1379-2962 (527 amino acids)
Biological process (GO): positive regulation of DNA repair; cell differentiation; multicellular organism development
Cellular component (GO): nucleus
Molecular function (GO): protein tyrosine phosphatase activity
Source: RefSeq, a predicted model, not a curated record
GGGACACGCACCGCGCUGGAUCCCGAUGGAAAAAAGAACAACAAGGGACGAUCGUUGUCGCAUCACAUCUUCCAACGCGUAUAUUCGAGAACCUGUCCCGAGCCUGAAAAAAGGACGUGAAAUCGAAAUACACGGUUAAACGACCGACCACCACCGGUCGCGCGUGUUCCGCCGCUAAUUCCUUAACCCCGAGAGAUGCAUUCCUGCAGUGGUUAUCAAGAUCGCCCAUAGACCUCAAUUACUAUUCCGUCGCUGGCAGUAAACAAAACACGAAGUUUAUAGGAAAAACAGGCAAGGCAGUUCAAGUGAACAGUACUGCACGGUCCUUUAUCGCGUUCCAUCUCUGUCCGAUACAGUCGAGUGGCCGAGCGAGCCGCCGUUAGCUCCUCUCGUUCUAAUUAACGAGCGACCUGUGCGCGUCCGACGAACAAAAGCGAGACAACUAUGGGGAAUACCAACUACAGGACGAAGAGAGAGCGAAGAAGGGAGAUGGGGCAGCAAACGAGGAAGAAGGAUGUGAAUACUAGCCGGCCAACCACGUGAUCACCGGGCGGGGGUGGCAGGCGACAUUUCGCAUGCUCAGAACUCCACAGGCUGCAGCGUAUCGCACACCGAGCCGAUACCCUUCGCAGGGAAACAAUAGUGCUGGCCGUGUCCGUGGGAGAGAAUCCGUCACAGAACUUCGACGGGUAAACGCGCACCGAGACAAAACGUUGCCCAUAGAGAUCGUCUGCCAUUCGGUUCGACUCGUACGCUCUCGUCACCCGGCUUCCACCGUUUCACCCUCCGAGAGACGUGUGCAGAGCAACGGGAGAUGUAUCCUCGGGAAAUCGUUGUCCAAGCUUUGUCAGUUCGCCCGCCUCAUUGCUAGUUUCGCGGCCUGACAAGUGGUUUCUCGUAUGGAGAUUCGUCGAUCGGUAUAAUUCUGUAAUUGUUUCCUCCUGCGCGUUGGCAAACACAGAAUCUCCUUGAAUCGUAUCAACGCAAAGUGAACUGUUGAUUGUGCAGUUUAUCGUGAAAUUCCAAUCUGCAUUCAACGAGUGACAAAUCAGGAAUUGUACAUCCUUUCUUCAGCGUUUUCAGGUAGAUAAGAGUUUUCUCUGGUUAUCAGGAACUAACACUGUCGGGGAGAGUGCAGUGCGUCCGUCGGGUGUCAACGAUGUUCUCGUGGUCGUGGAAAGUGCGAGAAAAGUGAGAGGUAGUGUGCUUAAACUUCAAGUGCACCCUGUACACGCAUUCAAUCACGUACACGCGACGCGAGGAGGGAUGACGAUGCUAUCGGGAGGGAACCAACUGCAGCUUCCUUGAUCCACGAAUAUUCUCAUCGAAGCACCCUCGCUUGGUCCAGCCGUAAACACCGGAUACAAGACGGAGUGAUAUGUUAACCGAAGACAAUGACCCGACGAAACCAGCAGGGGUUUUAGACAAUGCUGGCAACGUGUCUUCGUCCACAGAGGCCUCGGUACAACACCCUCGAGCCACAAACAAUGAGGCGGAAGUCAAGAACGAGGUGCAAGACUGCCCUGAGAACGACAGCGUGCCCAGCGGGGAAUUGUACAUCGACGAGAAUGCGGAGGAAAAGGAGCAGGAGUAUCCGGAUUCCAUGGAGAAGGACUACAGUUCAUUGUACGGACCCAGUCCAUUUUAUACCAGUUUAUAUAAUUCACCUUCCUGCGGAGCAGCAGCCACCGCGAAGAACAGCUCGGGCUUGCAAAGUUCUUACUUGACCUCGUACACCGCGCCAAGCUCCAUGACUCAGUACUCCUCUUAUGCUACCUACAACAGCGGCACUGCGAACUUCCCCAACGUAGCCCAGAAUAUAUCAUCCUCAUCACAGAAGCUGGACUAUAGCGCCUACAGCAGCAGUUUGUACGGAAACGACAGGGUAUCGUUACAGUAUUCCGGAUAUUACCCCAUGCACGGCUACCAUGCGUCGCCUGCCUCGUUUAACAUUGGGAACCUAAAUUUCGCUGAUUCGACAAAGUCUGCGCUCACGUUGGACGCAACAACUCACGAUGCCAGCGAUCUUACCGCACGGGAAACCGCAAACAUCGAAGGGGCGACAGCGAAACCUUGCAGACGCGGAAGACGCCAAAGCGGAAGUGGAAACAGUAUAGGUUCUGCGGACACGACAGAAGCCGGUCCCGACCGGAUAUUCAUCUGGGACCUUGACGAAACCAUAGUUGUGUUUCACUCGUUGCUUACUGGACUAUUCGCAACGAAGCACCGUAAGGAUCCCACCCUUCUGGCACAAGUGGCGUACAGGAUGGAGGAAAUGAUAUUCAAUUUGGCUGAUACUCAUUUCUUUUUCAACGAUGUCGAGGAUUGCGAUCAAGUGCACAUUGAUGACGUAUCAUCAGACGACAACGGGCAGGACCUGUCUUCCUACAAUUUCGCUACCGACGGCUUUCAAUGUGCAUCUGCGAACAAUGGCAUAUGUUUGGCUUCCGGGGUCAGAGGCGGUGUCGAUUGGAUGCGGAAACUGGCCUUUCGAUAUCGUAAAAUAAAAGAAAUCUAUAGCAAUUACCGAAACAACGUCGGUGGUUUGCUUGGGGCGGCGAAACAGGAACAGUGGCUACAGUUGCGUUCAGAGAUCGAAGUACUGACCGACAACUGGUUAACAUCCGCUGUAAAAUGUUUGAGUCUCAUCAAUAAAAGAAGCCAUUGUAUCAAUAUCUUGGUGACCACUACUCAAUUAGUGCCAGCCCUGUCGAAAGUGCUACUCUUCGGGAUCGGUGGAAUAUUUCCUAUCGAGAAUAUUUAUUCUGCCUCGAAAAUCGGAAAGGAGAGCUGCUUUGGAAGAGUGGUCGCACGGUUUGGUCGGAGAUGCACCUACGUGGUUAUAGGAGAUGAUUCCGAUGAAGAAACAGCGGCACGCGCCCACAAUUUCCCAUUCUGGAGAGUAAACAGUCAUUCGGACACGCAGUCGUUGUAUAACGCCUUAGAAAUGGGAUUUCUUUAAUCGAAAUAAAUUUUGAAGGCGGAGGGAGAGACAAUUUAAAGAAUACGUUCAAACGAAGGACACUUUAAUUAC